CAAUUGAACUUGCACUAGCUGUUGGCUUGCUGUGGGUGUGGGUGUGACUGUGUGCGAGAGGGUCAGUAUGUGGAAAGCCGUAGUGUUGGUGGUGUGUCUGCUGGUGGCGGGGAUCCAUGGCAUGGAGGGACCGUCAUACGGCGUGAAGCUCUGCGGGCGGGAGUUCAUCCGAGCAGUCAUAUUCACCUGUGGGGGUUCCCGCUGGAAGCGAUCCCUGGGUAGCAAAGAAGUAGAUGCGUGGGGCUCCCAGGACGAACCGAUAUCUGACCAGCCCAGCGGUGUAGACAGCAGCCUCCAGCUUGAAGAAAUUGGAGAAAGUGGGUUCAAGCGGACGGUCCGGUCCGUCAUCUCAGAGGAAAUCCUGCAGGCCCUGCGCAGGGACGACCGCAAAGGCCGCGGUGUGGUGGUGGGGCUGUCCAACGCCUGCUGCAAGUGGGGCUGCAGCAAGAGCGAAAUCAGCUCUCUCUGCUGA
Molecule: messenger RNA, 472 nt
Organism: Gadus chalcogrammus (walleye pollock)
Lineage: Eukaryota; Metazoa; Chordata; Actinopteri; Gadiformes; Gadidae
Gene: rln3a
Product: relaxin 3a
Exons: 2
Coding region: 68-472 (134 amino acids)
Cellular component (GO): extracellular region
Molecular function (GO): hormone activity
Source: RefSeq, a predicted model, not a curated record